AUGACAUACUCGUCGCUUUUCAGGGUUGCACCCCUUGAUCUACACAACGACGAAGACGGCCAAGGUGCUGCUGCUGGGCGGUUACAAGUAUCGUACGAGCGGCUCCCGUGGUGUGAAGAGUUGCUCCCCGUGAUCUACACAACGACGAAGAUGGCCAAAGUGCUGCUGCUGGGCGGUUACAAGUAUCGUGCCAACGGGUCCCGUGGUGCGAAGGUGAGGUGGCGGUGCGCCACACACGAGCGCUUCCGAUGCCGAGCCGUCGUCCACACCAUCCAAGGCACAGUUGUCUACAUCAAGGGCGACCAUAACACGGGAGCG
Molecule: messenger RNA, 318 nt
Organism: Iphiclides podalirius (scarce swallowtail)
Lineage: Eukaryota; Metazoa; Arthropoda; Insecta; Lepidoptera; Papilionidae
Source: the annotation of a GenBank genome assembly